This is a messenger RNA of Arvicola amphibius (Eurasian water vole), 2566 nucleotides long. It is a transcript of the gene Slc25a40, whose product is annotated as solute carrier family 25 member 40. The transcript is spliced from 12 exons. Lineage: Eukaryota; Metazoa; Chordata; Mammalia; Rodentia; Cricetidae. Gene Ontology annotation, biological process: mitochondrial transmembrane transport. The record is from RefSeq and is a predicted model, not a curated record. The coding region runs from base 282 to 1295 and encodes 337 amino acids.
GCCCCCGGGCCGUGACUCCCAGGCUCGCUGAAGCGCCCUUGGGGUUCCCGCGCCGCGCUGCGGACUCGCGAGUGGGGAGUGAGGCGCAGCCCCGGCGGUGGAUGCAGUUAGCCUCGCAGGCCGGGUGGCCAUCAGCACCUGCUAGGUUUGCUGGGACACCGCCUUGCAGUCGCCGCGCCACCAGGGCUGAGGAGCAAACCCAAGACUUGAGCAUGUUAAGCGAGCACUCCUGGUUAUUGUUUUUAUAGUUUGGCAGAUUUUCUUUUAAACUUGUUAAAAAUAUGGAGCCUGACACUGAGGGUCCGCCACCAACAAUACAAGUAACACCUCUUCAGCAAAUGAUUGCCUCUUGUACCGGAGCUAUAUUGACGUCACUAAUGGUGACACCCCUGGAUGUUGUUAAAAUUCGACUCCAAGCCCAGAACAACCCAUUCCCCAAAGGAAAGUGUUUUGUGUACAGUAAUGGACUCAUGGAUCAUAUGUGUGUCUGUGAAGAUGGGAGCAAGAAAGCAUGGUACAAGAAGCCAGGAAAUUUCCAUGGAACACUGGAUGCCUUUUUAAAGAUUCUUCGAAAUGAGGGCAUCAAAUCCCUGUGGAGCGGCCUCCCUCCUACUCUAGUGAUGGCAGUCCCCGCCACAGUUAUUUAUUUUACCUGCUAUGAUCAAUUAAGCGCUUUUUUGAGAGCUAAAUUAGGAGAAAAUGAAACCCGAAUACCAAUAGUUGCUGGAAUUGUUGCCAGAUUUGGUGCAGUAACAGUGAUAAGUCCAUUAGAGUUGAUCAGAACUAAGAUGCAGUCUAAGAAGUUUUCUUACAAGGAACUACAUCGAUUUGUGAGCAAGAAAGUGUCUGAAGAUGGCUGGAUCUCCCUUUGGAAGGGCUGGGCUCCUACUAUUCUCAGAGAUGUGCCUUUCUCAGCGAUGUACUGGUAUAACUAUGAAAUUUUAAAGAAGUGGUUGUGUGAGAAAUCUGGUUUAUACGAACCGACAUUUAUGAUCAACUUUGCUUCAGGGGCAUUGUCUGGUUCUUUUGCAGCUGUUGCGACUCUGCCAUUUGAUGUAGUGAAAACACAGAAGCAGACACAACUCUGGACGCACAGCAGUGGGAGAGUUCCUGUGCCUUUGCAUGUGUCAACCUGGGCUAUAAUGAAGAACAUUGUUUCUGAAAAUGGAUUUUCUGGGUUGUUUACAGGUCUGAUUCCUCGAUUAAUUAAAAUUGCUCCUGCUUGUGCCAUUAUGAUCAGCACAUAUGAAUUUGGAAAGGCUUUUUUCCAGAAACAAAAUAUUGAAAGGCAGUAAUUCUCUUGAUGGACUUUUGACUUAAAAUGUCAACCAAAGCCAAACGAGGUGAAGAUUGAUAGGCAAGAUGGGUUUUUCAACAUUAUUCUCUUACAGUGUGAAUUUAUCAGUCUUCCCUAUAAUUUAAAUGAAUAAUAAUUUCUAAUCUACCUCUAAACCAUAAUCCUAGUUUUAAUUUUAUGAGAUUUUAAAAACAUAAUCCAGAAGCUGCAGCCACUUUGUAAUCUUUGCAGAGAAAGUGACUUCUUAGAAGAGAAAGGAGAUUUCUGAGUGCAUCUAGCAUUCCCCUUCUCUGAUGUUUCUGUGGGGCAUAUUUUCACUGGUGUAUACCACGCAAAUUUGGAUCUGCAGUAGAAACCCAUGCUGUACGUAGACUAGUGGGAGUAAAUAGUUUUGAGCACUCUUCACCUGGCCUGUCUCCCAAGUGUCAUUGCUGUAGAGUUCUUCAGGUCACUUCUACAACUCUUUCUGAUAAAAUGAACAAACCCUAAUCCAAAAGACCAAAAUAUAAAAUGAUCCAAAAGUUUCAAGUCUUUUCUGUGACAUCCCCUGAUGAUGCUGCUACAAGUGGAAAAGCACAGCCUUCCUUCGGUGACAGCAUACGGAACGUAGGCACACAGAGACUGCACACAGAUUGCCUUCCGGCUCUUUGUAUAAAUUGUACGUGAAACGUGAAUAUGUUUAUCACUAAGUAGGAAUGAGGUUCUUAAAAAUUAGAUUUACUUGUUUUUUGUGUAUGUCUGUGUAUAUAUGAAGGUCAGAGGCAAACUUUGAUGAGUUAGUUCUUACCUUCCACCAUGUGGGUCUUGGGAUUUGAACUGAGGUCCCCAGGCUUAGCAGCAAGUGCCUUUACCCACUGAGCCAUCUUAAUGGCCCAGGAAUGAGAAUUUUAAGUAUGAUUGGAAUGUAGCUCAGAGGUAGAACACUUGCCUUUGAAAUGUGAAACUCUUCAGUUUGAUCUCCAGCACAGAUGAUAAAUAAUAAAUGAGAUGGCAAUGUAAGAAAUGCUGUUCUGUUUUACUUAUUCCAGUGAAGCAAAAAGCACUUUAUUACAUUCUUUGUGCAUUCUAUGAAACAGGAAGUAUUCCCUCUCUGCCCCAACAGCAUAUUGUAUUUGGUGACAGUGAUCUCUAGUGUUGGUGGGAGAAUAAAUGUAUUAUAGAAAGCGUUUGUAUGUUUCAUCAGAAAUAAAUGAUACAGGGUUUAUUGUAUCAUGGAUUUUUAUGUUACAAUCCUGUGUUGAUUUACAUUAAAAUUUUAAUAUAUCCAUA